Peronospora matthiolae is the source of this 1413-nucleotide messenger RNA. The record is from the annotation of a GenBank genome assembly. Lineage: Eukaryota; Oomycota; Peronosporomycetes; Peronosporales; Peronosporaceae.
AUGCUCGUGACGUUUGUCGUCGACACGAGCGCGUCCAUGAACCAGAGCACGAGCUCCGGCAUGACGCUACUGGACUACGCCAAGUCGGCCGUCGAGCGCUUCGUGAAGCGCGUGCGGGAUCCCAGUCGACGCUACCAGCACCACUUUAUGCUGCUCUCGACAUGCGGACGCGAUCGUCGGUAUACAAAAAGCAAGAUAAAACAACCCGACUACAGCGGCCGCGUGCGCGUGGGCUGGGACCAAUCCACGAACAAGGAAGUGUUUCUACGGGAACUCAAGAACCUGCGGGCCAUUGACUUGAGCGACGUGGGCGCAGCUCUGAAGCAGGCGUUCGAGCUCAUGAACCAGAUCCGGCUGCAGUUUAAUUGGGACAGCUACGCGCUCGGCCGCACGCCAUGGAACACGAAUGUGUCGGUGUGUGUGCUCCUCACAGACGCGACGAUGCUGUCGGAUGCUGAUGGGCUCGUGCAAGACGCGCUGGUGAUUGCGCCGUCUCACGCCGUGGGCGCAGAGCUCACGUUCGAGCCGUUUCGAUGGGACCAGCGGCUGUUUACAGUCGCUCUCAAGCUCUCGGCCACGAUGAAAGGACAACCUACGGUGCCCGUCGACUUGAUGGCACUGAGUGAAGCGACUGGUGGCAUGCUGUAUCUGCCGACGUCGAAAUCCGCAGUCGAGCAGAGCAUUGACCAGAUCAUUCUGAAGCUGAAAGCGGGAGCUAUGGUGAAACUCAAGUGUGAGAACAUGGACGGCGAAGCAGAGUUCCCCAUGACGAAGAACAUCAUUGCACCGAUUCCAAGUGCCAAGGAGUUCUCCUGGCCGAUCGCGGAAGCUUUUUGGCUGGAUCGCAACACGGCCGCGUUGCCAACAAGAGAUGCACAUCCGACGCUAGUGUAUUCUAGAACAGUGGAGACCGCUAUCGAGGCAGCAACGAGUCAUAUGUUGCUCGAUACACUCAAGUUCCCGGCGGACAGCUACAUGCUCGAGACGUCGAUUAGUCCGACCCCGAGUCGCGGGCAGCGAUGGCUGGUUUACGUUCAAGGCAGCAAAGGAGAUGGACGACUUGGAGACCCUAUUGGCAUACUUCGUGCACCUAGCUCGAGUCCUGGGACUCCGUCUUUGAAUGCGGUGCUCGUGCUGCUGCCGUACAACUUCCCCAAACUCUUCUCGCUCCUUGUGGAAGUUGCUCGAGUGUACCAAGCGAGCGGCCAGAACAUCAAUUCAGCGUCGAGUACGUGGAUGUUUCAAGCCAAGGCCAUGCCAUCGUCGUGGCGCGAAUCGUUCUCGUCAUACUUGAAUGGAUGCCCGAUCUACUACUAUGCUCCGCUGAAAAAGCAUUGCGCAAGUACAACCUGCACGACAUGGUGCCAGAGGUCCAGGAUUCAGGACGAAGCUACCAGAUCUCGAAUUUUCUGA